AUGAAUAUAUCUAGUAUGCUUUCUUCAAACGAAAGUAAUAGUAUUAAUAAUGAUGGUAAUAUUGAUAGUAAUAAUAAUAGUAAAUUGAAUGGCAACCAAAAUUAUACACCUUUACAACCAGCAAAUUUACCAAAUUUACCUCCAAUACAACAUCAUCAAUUACAUUAUCAACAACAACAGCAACAUCAUUCACCAACACAAUUACAAUUCCCAUUUCAAAAUCAAAAUCAAAGUCAAAAUCAAAAUCAAAGUCAAAGUCAAAAUCAAAAUCAAAAUCAAAAUCAAAAUCAAAAUCAAAAUCAAAAUCAAAAUCAAGAUGUUCAAUAUUCAUAUCAACAAUGUUCAAAAUCUCAAUUAAAUUUUAAUAAUAAUAAUGGUAGUAAUAAUGGUAGUAAUAAUGGUAGUAAUAAUGGUAAUAAUAAUGGUAAUAAUAAUGGUAAUAAUAAUGGUAAUAAUAACGGUAAUAAUAAUGGUAAUAAUAAGGGCAAUAAUAAUGAUAAUAAUAAUGCCAACAGAUUUACUCCAACUACUCCGUUCCAACCUUUAUCAACUGAUUCAACUUCAAUUAUUCAUCAACUUUUACCUACAAAUUAUUAUAUCGACAAUAAUUAUCAUCCAAAAAUUGAUCAACAAUAUAAAUUUCAAAUGGAAAAUAAUCUAACUAUAAUUAAUCAACUAGAUCAAUAUCAAUUAUUAAAUCAUGAUUUAAAAUUAUUAAAAUUCGAUGAAAUUAAAUUAAAUAAUUAUUUAUUAAAUACUCAUCAAUUUACUUCAAAUUAUAUAGAUAGAGUUGUUGCUGAAGAUAUUAGUAGUAGAAAUAAUAAAAUUUCCGAUACUAAUAAGUCAAAAGAAUUACAAUUAAUUGAUUAUUCAAAACCUUUACAUCAUAAUUCAACAAGAGGUAAAGAAUUUAAAUGGGGUUCAACAAGAGAAAUUCAUAAAAUUGAAUCAAAAAGAAAAAGAAAACAUGAUGAAAUUAAUAAUACUAUUCAUGUACAUAAUCCUUCAACUACAAAUAAUAACAACAACAACAACAACAAAAACAACAACAACAACAAUAAUAAUAAUACUGUUACUGUUUCACCUUCAAAAGACUCAAAAUCUAAAAAAGCUACUCCUGGUCAAAUCACUAUAAAACCAAAAUCGGCAGAAGGCGUUGUUCGUCGUUCGAGUAGACCAAAAGCUAAAAGAAAGAAUUAUGAAGAAACUAAUGAAGAUAUAGAUUUAAAAGACUUUGAAGAUGAUGAUUCCGAGUUUGAAGAUGAAACUGUUAUUGAUGAACAAGGUAAUGAAAUUAAACGUCAAAAAUUAAAUCAAGGUAAACCUUCAAAUAUGACAUCAAAAGAAUAUAAAGCAAUGAUUAGACAGUAUGAUAAUACUUAUGUUGCAAUUUGGAAAGAUAUGUCGAGAAAAGAUGGUCCAAAAGUUGCAAGAUUAAUUCAACAAUCAACUCAAGCUAAAAAUAUUAAUUUAAAGAAAACAAGUAUAUUAGCUGCAAGAGAAGCAAAAAGAUGGCAAUUAAGAAACACAAAGAAUCAAAAAGAUUUAGUUACAAAAUCAAGAAGAGCAAUGAGAGAAAUGUUUAACUUUUGGAAACGUAAUGAAAGAAUUGAACGUGAAUUAAAGAAAAAAUAUGAAAAAGAUUUAAUGGAUAAAGCUAAAAAGGAAGAAGAAGAAAGAGAAAGUAAAAGACAAAGUAGAAAACUAAAUUUCCUUAUUACUCAAACUGAAUUAUAUUCUCAUUUUAUUGGUAAAAAAAUUAAAACUGAUGAAAUUGAAGGUUUAGAUGCUGAUCCAAAUAUUAAAAAACCAACUGGUAAAGAACAUUAUGAUAAAUAUAUUGAAGUUGAUGGAUUGAAAAAUGAUAUUAAUACCCUUGAUUUUGAUAAUGAUGAUGAAGAUGCUCUUCAUAAAGCUGCUGCUCAAAAUGCUCAAAAUGCUUUAAUGGCUGCACAAGAUAAAGCUAAACAAUUUGAUGAUUUCAAAAAUCCAGAAGCUACUGAUGAAAUGAAUUUUCAAAAUCCAACUUUAUUAGGUGAUAUUCAAAUUCAACAACCAAAAAUGUUGAAAUGUACCUUAAAAGAGUAUCAAAUAAAAGGUUUAAAUUGGUUAGCAAAUUUAUAUGAACAAGGUAUUAAUGGUAUUUUGGCUGAUGAAAUGGGUUUAGGUAAAACUGUUCAAAGUAUUUCAGUCCUAUCAUAUUUAGCAGAAACUCAUCAAAUUUGGGGUCCGUUUUUAGUUGUUACACCAGCUUCAACUUUACAUAAUUGGCAACAAGAAAUUUCAAGAUUUGUACCUGAUUUUAAAGUUUUACCAUAUUGGGGGAAUUCAAAAGAUCGUAAGAUUUUAAGAAAAUUUUGGGAUAGAAAAUCUUUUAGAUAUGAUAAAGAUGCUCCAUUUCAUGUAUUAGUUACUUCAUAUCAAUUAAUUGUUCAAGAUAUUGCAUAUUUUCAAAAAAUGAAGUGGCAAUAUAUGAUUUUAGAUGAAGCACAAGCUAUUAAAUCUUCACAAUCAUCAAGAUGGAAAUCUUUAUUAUCAUUAAGUUGUAGAAAUAGAUUAUUAUUAACUGGUACUCCAAUUCAAAAUUCAAUGCAAGAGUUAUGGGCUUUAUUACAUUUUAUUAUGCCUACAUUAUUUGAUUCUCAUGAUGAAUUUAGUGAUUGGUUUUCAAAAGAUAUUGAAAGUCAUGCUCAAUCAAAUACAAAUUUAGAUGAACAACAAUUACGUAGAUUACAUAUGAUUUUAAAACCAUUUAUGUUGAGAAGAAUUAAAAAGAAUGUUCAAUCUGAAUUGGGUGAUAAAGUUGAAAUUGAUUUAUUUUGUGAUUUAACAAAUCGUCAAAAGAAGUAUUAUCAAAUGUUAAGAUCUCAAAUUUCAAUAAUGGAUUUAUUAGAUGCUGCAAGUUCAAAUUCUGAUGAUGCUACAAGUUUAGUUAAUUUAGUUAUGCAAUUUAGAAAAGUUUGUAAUCAUCCUGAUUUAUUUGAAAGAGCUGAUGUUAAAUCUCCAUUUAAUUUUGGUAAAUUUGCUGAAACUUCAAGUUUCUUGAGAGAACAAGAAUUGGAAUAUUUUUAUGCAACGGAAAAUUUGAUAAAUUAUAAUUUACCAAGAUUGAUAUAUAAUGAAUUAUUAACACCAAAUGAAAAAAUGGAUUCAAAAUCAUCAAUUUAUGCAAAAUUUAAUAUUUAUAAUGAAGAAAAUUCAAGAAAUUUUGAUUGGAUAAGUUAUGUCAAUACAACACCAACUGAAUUAAAUAAGUUGAUGAAACAAGAUAUACUUACAAGAGCAAUAAAUUUGAAACCAAUAGAUUUAAAGAAAUAUGAAUCAAUACCGAGAGAUAAGAAAUUAUUACUAGUUUCAAAAUCAAUAAUGGAUGAAUUAUGUUCAAUUAAAGAUACAGUUUAUGAAGAUAUGUAUAUAAAAAAUCUUAAUCCAUGUUAUAUACCCAAUGCAUCAGCACCACCAAUUGAAGUUAUAUGUUCAUCCCAAAAUUUUAACAAUUUACAACACUCAGUAUUAUUUAAUCAAAAUAUAAGAUCAUCAUUAGUUCCAUUAACUUUAAAUCAAGAAUACGAUUUGAUGCAAAAACAAAUACCAUUUAAUCAAUAUCCAACAUCAAAUUUAUUACCCCCAUCAAUUAACAAAUUAAUAGAUUAUUCAAAUAUUAGAAUGCCAAGUAUGGAUAGAUUUAUAACUGAAUCUGGUAAAUUAGCUAAACUUGAUGAAUUAUUAAUACAACUUAAAAAAGAUGAUCAUCGUGUUUUAAUAUAUUUUCAAAUGACUAAAAUGAUGGAUUUAAUGGAAGAAUAUUUAACUUAUCGUCAACAUAAAUAUAUUAGAUUAGACGGUUCUUCAAAAUUAGAUGAUAGAAGAGAUUUAGUUUCUGAUUGGCAAUCUAAGCCUGAUUUAUUUAUAUUUUUAUUAAGUACAAGAGCCGGAGGAUUAGGUAUAAAUUUAACAGCAGCAGAUACUGUUAUAUUUUAUGAUUCUGAUUGGAAUCCAACUAUUGAUUCACAGGCAAUGGAUAGAGCUCAUAGAUUAGGUCAAACUAAACAAGUUACAGUUUAUAGAUUAUUGACAAGAAAUACAAUCGAAGAAAGAAUGAGAGACAGAGCAAAACAAAAAGAACAAGUUCAACAAGUUGUUAUGGAAGGUAAAUCUAUGAUUACACCAAUUUCAAAUAAAAAAGAUGAAACUGUAAAUAAAAAGAAAGAUGUUGCUUAUUUAUUAUUGGGUAAUGAUGAUGAUAAUAAUGUUGAUACAAAUACAAAUACAACAACAUCUUCAACAACAAAUAAUUCAACUCCACAACCAGAAAAUAAUGGAAAUAAAAAGAAGAAGAAUAAUGAUAAAUUGGAUGAUAAAUUGGAUGAAAAAUUACAAAACAUGUAUCAUGAAGGAGAAGGUGAAUUUAAAUUAACACCAACUCCAAUGUGA
Messenger RNA from Insectozyma verbasci, 4434 nucleotides. Lineage: Eukaryota; Fungi; Ascomycota; Pichiomycetes; Serinales; Debaryomycetaceae. The record is from the annotation of a GenBank genome assembly.